AACAGUACCACAAACUGACAUUUAACCGUCAAAAUUUUUUCGUCCAAACCUGAAAAAUUCCAAAAAUUUUGUUUACCCUGGAACUUUUUCAUAAUAAUUUAUUUAUGUUUACCUUUUAUAUUUUGUAAAAUUAAAAAAUCCACCCAAAUUAUUAAAAUAAAAAUUCCAUCUUCAAAAUGGAUUGCAAUUUAAAAACUUCCUCCAUGGUGAUUUUAAUUUUUACCAUCAUCUCAUACUAUCAUUCCCUUCCUGGAACAUUUGUUUUCGACGAUACAGUGGCCAUAGUUAAAAACAAAGAUGUUACAAAAUCACCUAUAUCAUUGCACUCACUACUCAAUCAUGAUUUCUGGGGUGCUAAUCUAACAGACACCGAAAGUCACAAAUCCUACCGUCCACUGACAACUCUUCUAUUCCAUUUUGAAUAUAGUAUUCUUCAAUUAAGGAGUUAUCAUAUGAAAACAAUCAAUUUGAUAAUGCAUUUCUUGAAUUGUCUUCUAGUUUUGUAUUUGUUUUAUAGAAUAACUAGGAAUAAGACAACUGCAUUUAUAGGAGCACUUUUAUUUGCUGUGCAUCCAAUUCACACAGAAGCCGUGUGUGGAAUUGUUGGAAGAGCAGAAUUGCUUUUCUGCUUUUGCUUCUUAAUAUCGAUUAUUUUAAUAGACUCAAUUGAUGAUAAUUGUUCAUUGAAUAGAAUGAAAUGUCUAGGAAUAGUUGUCAUCUCAGCAGUUGGUCUGCUGUGUAAGGAAAGCGCUAUAACUAUUCUCCCAACUUGUGUAUUCUAUGACCUCGUCAAAAGAGCAAAAAAGGAAGACCUAACUUGGAGUAAUAUCAUUCGUAAAAUCUAUGUUAUCUUUGCUUUGAUAACUUCUCUACUUUUGUACCUUCGUUUAUGGAUUCAGAAUUUUGAAAGUCCCAAAUUCAAUGCAAUGGACAAUCCAAUUGCAGCCAACGAAGAUCUCUUAACAAGAAUUCUCUCUCAGAAUUUUCUCUACUCUCUCAACUGUUGGAUUCUUAUUUGUCCCAUUUGGCUGAGUUUUGAUUGGGCUUUGGGUUCUGUAGAACUUGUUACUACUCCACAGGAUAUUCGUUUCUCUGGAAUUGUACUUAUGUAUUUGAUUAUUGUCAAAAUACUCCAAACAAAAUCAAGAACAUUGAUAAUUGGACUUGGAUUUUUGAUUAUUCCAUUUCUGCCAGCAUGUGGAGUUAUUAAAGUUGGUUUUGUCAUAGCUGAGAGAGUCUUAUAUGUACCUUCGAUUGGAUUUUGUCUUGUAGUUGCUUGUUCAUUUCAAAAUCUGGCAGCAAAGAUAUCCGAACAUAAGAAAUUAUUUUUCUUUGCAUUUUUAUCUGUGAUAUAUCUCCUUACACUUCGGACUCGUGAAAGAUCCACUGAAUGGAUGACAGAAGAGCUUUUAUUCUCGUCAGCUCUCACAGUGUGUCCGAAUAAUGCAAAAGUUCAUUAUAACAUUGCUCGUCUAGCAACUGAUAAAGGAGAAAAGAAAAAAGCAUUUUAUCAUUAUCACAAAGCAAUCGAUCUGUAUGGAAACUAUGAAGCGGCAUUGAUGAAUUUGGGUAAUUUAUAUAGAGAAAUUGGUGACUAUCAAACUGCAGAAUACUAUAUUAAGCAAUCACUUGAAGUACUCGAGGAAUUUCCAGCUGCUUGGAUGAAUUUGGGAAUUGUUCAAGCAACGAGAAAGAAACACUCGGAAGCAUUACAGAGUUAUCGAAAUGCUCUGAAAUAUCGUAAACACUAUCCAGUGUGUUAUUAUAACAUGGGCAAUUUAUUUUUAGAAAUUCAUGAAUUCUCAGAAGCAAUCAAACACUGGCAAGAGUCAGUAGCAUUGAAUCCUUAUCAGCCUAAAGCAUGGGCAAAUAUUUUAACGCUUUUAGACAAUCAGCAACUAUUUGAUGAUGCUUUGCGAUUAUCCAAUCAGGCAAUGAGAUAUCUUCCUAAUGAAACAUCAAUAAUGUUUAUUAGAGCUAAUGUGCUGGGGAAGAUGAAAAAUUAUGUGGAAGCUGAAGAGUUGUAUAAACGUGUGAUACAAGCUGAACCGAUGAAUGCAUUGUAUCAUAGCAAUUUUGGAGUUCUCUAUCAUCGAUGGGGAAAUGUUGAUUUAGCUACAAAGAGCUAUUUAACUGCCAUUAAAUUAGAUCCGAAAUCAAAGACUGCACGAGAUAAUCUUAGUAAAUUAAGAAAAAAAUAAUUAAAAAAAUAUAUGUAGAAAAAUUGUGUGUAUGUAUGUUUAUUUUGUAAAUAAAAAAUUAUUUAUUAUUAUC
Messenger RNA from Episyrphus balteatus (marmalade hoverfly), 2274 nucleotides. RefSeq names its product protein O-mannosyl-transferase TMTC4 (gene Tmtc4). The transcript has a single exon. Gene Ontology annotation, cellular component: endoplasmic reticulum. NCBI's taxonomy places the organism in Eukaryota, Metazoa, Arthropoda, Insecta, Diptera, Syrphidae. Gene Ontology annotation, molecular function: mannosyltransferase activity; protein binding. The coding region runs from base 177 to 2201 and encodes 674 amino acids. Gene Ontology annotation, biological process: protein O-linked glycosylation via mannose; endoplasmic reticulum unfolded protein response. The record is from RefSeq and is a predicted model, not a curated record.